AUGUCGAAUUCGAAAGUAGUGUAUGAAGGGUGGAUGGUGCGUUAUGGGAGGAGGAAAAUCGGGAGAUCUUUUAUACAUAUGCGGUAUUUUGUGCUGGAAUCGAGAUUGCUUGCUUAUUACAAGAGGAAGCCUCAAGAUAAUGUGGUUCCAAUCAAGACAUUGGUUAUCGAUGGCAACUGUAGAGUGGAGGACCGAGGGUUAAAAACCCAACAAGGACUUAUGGUGUAUGUUUUGCUUAUAUACAACAAGAAAGAGAAAUACCAUCGGAUGACUAUGGCAGCUUUUAACAUCCAAGAGGCACUUAUCUGGAAAGAAAAAAUAGAAUCUGUUAUCGAUCAGCAUCAGGAGUCCCUAGCUGCUAAUGGGAAUAAAUAUCAGUCUUUUGAGUAUAAAUCUGGAAUGGAUAGUGGAAGAAAUGCUUCCUCAUCAGAUCAGGAAAGUCAGUAUAGUGCUGCUGAAGAUGAAGAUGAUUCAAAUCCAAGCUUACUUCGAAGAACAACAAUUGGAAAUGGUCCUCCUGAAUCUAUAUUGGAUUGGACUCAAGAAAGUUCUACAUUAGCAAGCCAAAAUGCAACUAAUCAAGCAAUUUCUAGGAAACACUGGAGGCUUCUUCAAUGCCAGAAUGGACUUCGUAUCUUUGAAGAGCUUCUUGAAGUUGAUUUUCUUCCAAAGAGCUGUAGUAGGGCUAUGAAAGCUUCUGGUGUUGUGGAAGCCAGUUGUGAAGAAGUAUUUGAGCUUAUAAUGAGUAUGGAUGGAACACGUUCUGAAUGGGACUGUAGUUUCCAGGAUGGUAGCCUAGUUGAGGAGGUGGAUGGACAUACAGCUAUUCUUUAUCACAGGCUUCAGCUCGAUUGGUUCCCAACGUUUGUAUGGCCACGGGACCUUUGUUAUGUGCGAUACUGGCGCAGAAACGAUGAUGGUAGUUAUGUUGUGCUGUUUUGCUCAAGAGAGCAUGAAAACUGUGGCCCACAACCAGGAUAUGUUCGGGCUCAUAUUGAGAGUGGAGGGUUUAAUAUUUCUCCAUUGAAAGCUCGAAAUGGGAGGCCAAGAACACAGGUUCAGCAUCUAAUGCAGAUUGAUCUGAAGGGAUGGGGUGUGGGUUAUGUGUCAUCAUUUCAGCAGCAUUGUUUGCUACAAAUGUUAAAUAGUGUUGCUGGACUUCGGGAAUAUUUUGGUCAAACAGAUGGAAGGACUGUUCCUCCAAGAAUUCCAGUUAUGGUUAAUAUGGCAUCAUGUAAUCUUCCAUCAAAGGAGACGCAUAAAAACCAGAUGACUUCCAUUCAUGAUCGAAAUCAGUCCCUAGAUAAUGCUGCAAAAAUGAUGGAUGAAUACUCAGAUGAAGAUGAAGACUUCCAAAUCCCUGAUGAAGAGGCAUAUCGUGUUGAGCAGGAGAUGAAAAGGGCAGAAGUUGUUCAAGAAGAAGCUAUUGUUGAAAUGGACUUGUCCUGCUUUUCGGGCAACCUUAGGCGAAAUGACAAUGAAAGUGGGCGUGAUUGUUGGAGAAUAUCUGAUGGGAACAACUUUAGAGUGCGUAGUAAGCGUUUUUGCUAUGAUAAAUCAAAGAUGCCUGGAGGCAAACAUCUUAUGGAUCUUGUUGCUGUCGACUGGUUUAAAGACACCAAAAGAAUGGACCAUGUUGCUAGACGCCCAGGUUGUGCAGCACAAGUUGCUGCUGAAAAAGGGCAUUUUUCCAUGGUGUUCAAUCUCCAAGUACCUGGUUCCACAAACUACAGCAUGGUUUUCUAUUUUGUGACCAAGGAAUUAAUACCCGGAUCUCUUGUGCAACGUUUUGUUGAUGGUGAUGAUGAGUUUCGUAAUAGCAGGAUGAAACUCAUACCAUCAGUCCCCAAGGGAUCCUGGAUUGUACGACAGAGUGUUGGAAGCACACCUUGCUUACUUGGAAAAGCAGUUGACUGUAACUACAUCCGUGGUGCCAAUUACUUAGAAGUUGAUGUUGAUAUUGGUUCUUCUACUGUAGCUAAUGGUGUAUUGGGUCUUGUAGUUGGUGCAAUCACUAGCCUUGUUGUGGACAUGGCUUUCCUUGUACAGGCAAACACUAUAGACGAGUUGCCAGAGAGACUAAUUGGUGCUGUUCGUGUUUCCCAUUUAGAGCUAUCAUCUGCUAUUGUUCCAAAGUUGGAACCUGACACAAGUUAA
Lactuca saligna is the source of this 2157-nucleotide messenger RNA. The record is from the annotation of a GenBank genome assembly. Lineage: Eukaryota; Viridiplantae; Streptophyta; Magnoliopsida; Asterales; Asteraceae.